AUGUUUUGCCGCGGGGAGUUAGACCGACAGGGGGCGGUAAGAGUCCCGUUAGGAAAGCGGACAGAGACGCGACGCAAACCGGUCUUGCCUCGCUGUCUUUGGCAGGGCUUGCUGUCGAUCUUAUGGAAGUUGAAGAGCUCUCCGGAUCAGGAGGUGAGGAUCCUACUGCUGGGGCUGGACAAUGCCAGGAAAACCACCCUGCUGAAGCAGCUGGCAUCUGAGGACGUGAGCCACAUCACCCUCACACAGGGUUUCAAUAUUAAGAGCGUGCAGUCGCAGGGCUUCAAGCUCAACGUGUGGGACAUAGGGGGUCAGAGGAAGUUCAGACCCUACUGGCGCAAUUACUUUGAGAACACGGACGUGCUGGAUGGGAUGAGAUGGGCCUGCAGGAACAUCACAGCGAGGAAAAGAUAAACGAGAGGAGCAAGAGAACGAGAGAGAGAGAGAGAGAG
Messenger RNA from Polyodon spathula (Mississippi paddlefish), 452 nucleotides. RefSeq names its product ADP-ribosylation factor-like protein 3. Gene Ontology annotation, cellular component: cytoplasm; microtubule cytoskeleton. The record is from RefSeq and is a predicted model, not a curated record. Bases 1 to 414 code for a protein of 137 amino acids. The transcript has 5 exons. Gene Ontology annotation, biological process: cilium assembly. Gene Ontology annotation, molecular function: GTP binding; GTPase activity. NCBI's taxonomy places the organism in Eukaryota, Metazoa, Chordata, Actinopteri, Acipenseriformes, Polyodontidae.